GCCGGCCGGGCGCUGCUCGCCAAGAUGGCGGACGAGGAGGGCGAGGGGCUGCCGCGCUCGGCGGCGGGGCCGCAGCGCAACGGCGGCGGCGAGGGGGCGCCGGGGGGGCCGGGGGGGCCGCGGGUGGUGCGCAUCGUCAAGUCCGAGUCCGGCUACGGCUUCAACGUGCGCGGCCAAGUGAGCGAGGGCGGCCAGCUGCGGAGCAUCAACGGCGAGCUGUACGCGCCGCUGCAGCACGUCAGCGCCGUGCUGGGCGGGGGGGCCGCCGACCGCGCCGGGGUCCGCAAGGGCGACCGCAUCCUGGAGGUGAACGGGGUGAACGUUGAGGGAGCGACCCACAAACAAGUGGUGGACCUGAUCCGCGCCGGGGAGAAGGAGCUGAUCCUGACGGUGCUGUCGGUGCCUCCCCACGAGGCCGAUAACCUCGACCCCAGCGAUGACUCCUUGGGGCAGUCGUUCUACGACUACACGGAAAAGCAGGCGGUGCCCAUCUCCAUCCCCACCUACAAGCACGUGGAGCAGAACGGCGAGAAGUUCGUGGUGUACAACGUGUACAUGGCGGGCCGCCAGCUCUGCUCCAAGCGGUACCGCGAGUUUGCCAUCCUGCACCAGAACCUGAAACGGGAAUUCGCCAACUUCACCUUCCCGCGGCUGCCGGGGAAGUGGCCGUUCUCCCUGUCGGAGCAGCAGCUGGAUACCCGGCGGCGAGGGCUGGAGGAGUACCUGGAGAAAGUGUGCUCGAUACGCGUCAUCGGCGAGAGCGACAUCAUGCAGGAGUUCCUGUCGGAGUCGGACGAGAAUUACAAUGGUGUCUCAGACGUGGAGCUCAGGGUAGCACUACCAGAUAUAACAACAGUGACAGUCAGAGUCAAAAAGAACAGCACUACAGAUCAGGUGUACCAGGCCGUGGCUGCUAAAGUUGGAAUGGACAGUAUUACCGCAAACUACUUCGCCUUGUUCGAAGUGAUCAAUCACUCCUUUGUGCGCAAGCUGGCGCCCAACGAAUUCCCCCACAAACUCUACGUGCAGAACUACACCUCGGCAGUGCCGGGAACAUGCCUGACCAUCCGGAAAUGGCUUUUCACUACAGAGGAGGAGGUUCUUCUCAACGACAAUGACUUGGCAGUCACCUACUUCUUCCAUCAGGCUGUCGAUGAUGUCAAGAAAGGCUACAUCAAAGCAGAGGAGAAGUCCUACCAGUUACAGAAGCUGUGUGAGCAGAGGAAGAUGGUCAUGUACCUGAACAUGCUGCGGACGUGCGAGGGUUACAACGAGAUCAUCUUCCCCCACUGCUCCUGUGACUCCCGGCGGAAGGGACAUGUCAUCACGGCCAUCAGCAUCAAGCACUUUAAACUCCACGCCUGCACCGAGGAGGGCCAGCUGGAGAACCAGGUCAUAGCGUUCGAAUGGGACGAAAUGCAGCGGUGGGACACGGACGAGGAGGGGAUGGCGUUUUGUUUCGAGUACGCACGCGGAGAGAAGAAACCCCGAUGGGUUAAAAUCUUCACCCCCUACUUCAACUACAUGCACGAGUGCUUCGAACGGGUUUUCUGCGAGCUCAAGUGGAGGAAGGAGGUGGAGGAGGAAGCAACAGACAAGGAUAACAAGAACUGCAGUAAAGACAAUAUGUGCAGCAAGAACAUCUUUCAGAUGGUCAGGUCACAGCAGAGGGACGCGGCCACUUAGCCCCUGGGCACGGAAGAACGUAACCCCCUCCCCCCCACACCCAAAAUUAACACUUACAAAUUCUGUUAUUGUAUUAAAGCCCUUAAACUAAAUAUUAUUAAUAAUAAUACCAUUUGUGAACUUCAUGUUUAUGGAAUUAAGCAGCGAGGAGAAGGGCAGGCUCGGCGGCGGCAAGGGGAAGGCGGUGGCGGCCGGCGCGAGCUCGCCCCGGGGUCUGUCUGCUCCUUUCCACCCGGGGCCGAUGCCAGGAGGCGGACUGGGCUCCUGUUUUAUACAACUGGAAACUGAGACAUCGUCCAUUUGCACUGUUCAGGCAUAUAUAUGUAUGUAUGUAAAAAAAAAAAGAAAAAAGAGAAAAAAAACUGCAAAGCUAUAUAUACAAAGGCCGUGCACGUAUAUACAUAUAUAUAUUUCUUUUAAGGUUUCAUACCAGUGGCAGUACCUUUUUUAAGCUUGCGUUUUUACACGCAUCUCCCCCCGAUUCAUUGUGUUGUUUUUUUAAAAACUAACUUUAGAGAAAAAAAAAAAAAAACAGAAAAAGGAAAAAAAAAAUCAAAACACAGCAACGUUACAGGGAAAUACCUCUCCUGGCACAAGGACCUCGGCACGUUUACAAGCUUCUGACUUCGCUUUUCCCCCACUGGAGGUUCCCCGCGGAGGCCGCUCGCCAUCACCCCUGGGCCCCCCCAGAGCAGGAGCCCCCCCGGGGUGAGCGUGGCAGCCUCAGGCCCUGCAUUCUCGGGGACCCCUCCUGGUCCUGAGGUCCCCGUGGCGGGGCAGUGGCACGAGAGCAGCAGCGAGGCCGCACGCGGGGAAUUAAUUAGCGCUCGCCGCUCUAAUGGGAUUUCUCGGCCGCUGUCCUCGGGCGCCCCGCGGGCCAGUCCCGGGCACUCAAAUUGUGCGAAUCGGGGGAUUUGCCACCAUUUUCAGUCCUUAAUUUCAAGGGGAGGGGGGGCCUGGAGCUCCCAGCCCGUUGGCCCAGGCUCCGUGCCGCACACAGCGCUUGGUGCGUUUCAGGGCGCUGCGUUUGGGGUUUUUGUUGUUUUUUUUUUUUUUUUUUUCUUUUUUCCUUAAGGAAACCGAAAGCGCCGCUCCGUGCCCGGCUAAGUAGGUCAGGAAGCGCCGCGGCUUUAAUCGCGCGGAGCCGGGCCCCCCCCCCCGGGCUCAGCAAUAAUCGGGGGGCUCGGGCACCCCCCGCCCAGCGCGCCCCCGGCUGCCCCCCCCCCCGCUGCCACGCACACAUCCUCUUUAAUUUAUUCGAGAGAACUCUAACGGUGUUUUCACUGCGGUAUCUUGUAUUUUUUAUUCGUGAUUCAGAAAUGUGAAGGAAAUAAACGACAAUAAAAAAAA
Messenger RNA from Anas platyrhynchos (mallard), 3036 nucleotides. It is a transcript of the gene SNX27, whose product is annotated as sorting nexin 27. NCBI's taxonomy places the organism in Eukaryota, Metazoa, Chordata, Aves, Anseriformes, Anatidae. Gene Ontology annotation, cellular component: early endosome. Gene Ontology annotation, biological process: signal transduction; endocytic recycling; intracellular protein transport. The record is from RefSeq and is a predicted model, not a curated record. Gene Ontology annotation, molecular function: phosphatidylinositol-3-phosphate binding; protein binding.